Molecule: messenger RNA, 2702 nt
Organism: Scleropages formosus (Asian bonytongue)
Lineage: Eukaryota; Metazoa; Chordata; Actinopteri; Osteoglossiformes; Osteoglossidae
Gene: spata2
Product: spermatogenesis associated 2
Exons: 3
Coding region: 203-1774 (523 amino acids)
Biological process (GO): protein linear deubiquitination; regulation of tumor necrosis factor-mediated signaling pathway; protein K63-linked deubiquitination
Cellular component (GO): cytoplasm
Source: RefSeq, a predicted model, not a curated record
UGCGCAUUGCGACGGGGAGGAUUUCCUGCAGGAUGCCGAGGAGGUGUUGACAGCUUUGCCUUCAUGAACGGUCCUCACCCCUGUGACCCAUUAUGUGCUGUCCACCCAUGGCACAGAGCCUGCACCAUCCCAAGGAGCUUAGCAGUAGUUGGUGACCGGGCGGGGAUGAGUGUGGCUGUGGCCGCCCAGCCCACUGCCACCCAUGGAUGCUAAGCUGCGAGAGGACCUGUUUAAGAAGUAUGUCCAGUCUCUGGAGCGGCGGUUGGAGGAGGAGGAGGAAGAGGAUGGAGGAGGGCACAGGCCAGCCUAUGACGGAGGCUUAUUGUCUGCAGCAGCUGCCUGGCUGGGUGCCUGUCAGGUGGACCCAGUUCAGCGGUUUCGCAUCAUGCGCUUCUAUGAGGUGGCAGAGAAUGCCCUUCUGACUCUGAGAGGCUCCAACCUCCAAGCCUUGGAGACAGCAUUUACCAUGCUUGAAACCAUCUGCACCAACCUCUUGCUCUUCCCCUGGAAGAAGGAAUUCCGUUGCAUUAAGACCUUCACUGGCCCCUAUGUGUACAACCUUCAGACUGCUAUCUGUGACUCAGACCUGCGCUUGCUGCUGCGCUCCAUGGGUUACUCCCGUGAGGAGCUCCAGUUCCAUACCCGCGACCAGUCAGGCAGUGCUUUACACCUACGACAGCUGGCUUUUGAGCUCUUCUUGGCCCGGGCAGAGUGCAAGCUCCUCGGGGAGGUCGUUGCGCUGGCUGGGGGCUCCGCAACGGAGCUUGAGGCAGUAGAAGUACGACGGGGAAGUCGGGAGGAUGCAGCAGGGUGCGCCGAGGCGCUGAGACGCAGGGAUGCUCUCGCUGGGGAGGUAUCGCGACUCUCUGUGCGGCAGGAGGAGGCAGAUCGUACCCACCUGAGAAGAGGCAGCCGGCCCUCCAAGUCUGUUGACGUGACAGACGGUGCGGGACACUGGCACCCAGCCAGCAAGCCUGUACUCAAGCCCUCACUAAGCCUUCGCAAGGAGCCGCUUUUUGUGGACGCAGAGGAGGAAAUGCAGGAUGAGAUCAUCCGCCCCAACACCUCCCUCCUCUCCAUAGGGACCUUUCCCUCAUAUAGUCCUGUGGCAGACUUUUUCCCCGUUCAGUCUCCACCGGCAGAGCCCUAUGCCUAUCACCUGUCCUCUCUGGAUGAAAUUGACCUGUACACCGAGCGGGGUGCAGGUCGACAGACUCCAUCCCGGCCGCCUAGCCGCGAACCUCGUGAUGUUCGGGAGACCUGGGGCCUGAAGGGCCACAGCAGCCCAGCUCUCUGCGUGAAGUGUCAAGGCUGUGGUAUGGGCUGCUCUAGUCUCACAUCGUGCCAGAAAUGCGACAUGAUCCUGUGCCCUGCAUGCCAUGCAGCAGAUCCCUCGCCUUGCUGCGGUCUGCAGGAUUACCCCAAAACAUCUCACCCUCUGGAUGGUUACCUUCCGCCAAAGGAAAAAUCGUCAGUCUACUCCAGUGUUCACUCCCAGCCACCAGAGAAGCCACUGAUGGCGACCAAGCUAUUCCCUAGCAAGCCUGUCAUCUCCAGCAACAGCAGCAUGGGUGCAGGAGGCUCGCGUUGUGGUUUCUGCAACAAGCCGGGUGCCACGCACACCUGUAUGAAUUGCUCUAAGGUGUCUUGUGACACUUGCAUGAGCCUGUAUGCUAACGACGUGUGUAGCCGCAAGAACUUGCACCAUAACUUUGUGCCCAACCAUCAGCUCAACUACAAGUCCAGCUCCAUAUCUCAUUUGGUGUAUCGAUAGACUGCAAAUUGCCCCUGGCAGCUUGGAGUGGACAGACGCAUUAAUUAUCAGCUGUUAUCUUCAGGUCUGGAAGGCAAAUUAUGUGAUGCCAUCUUUCCUCUGCCCCUCAUGCCCUUAAGGAAGUGUAGCUGUUUACCUGCAUCCUCUCUUUCACACUUUUUGGGAUUUUAUGUCUCUUCCCAGCUGGCCUGUUUGCAAACCUUAAAGUAGACACCGAGUAGUUUGUGGUAAUGCAUACACCCAUCUAGUCAAAUAUAUAGUCCAGCUCUUGUAGGCAUAUGUUGCAUGAAGAUAUGCAACAUCUGACCUUUCAAUUUCAUUUUAGAAAAUGUGUAUUUGCAUUCUGUAUAAAAGGUCACUUUACCUUUGGGACUAGAAAAAAUACAAAUGAAUAGUAUAUAUAAUUUAAUCUGUUAAAUGGACCACCUUUAAACUAAAGUGGGUGGGAUGGGUGUGUUCAGAGACCUCUUUCUGUCAGCUGCUAUAAAAAGCUUAGAUCUGCCUUGUGGGUCUACUCUUGUCAAAUAAGCUGUCUGUGGAAAGCAGUGUGGGGUUGCUUAGUAGCUGUUAGAGUAGUCAAACAUUAAGUAACAGUGAAUCCCUCUGGUGAACUUGUUUUGUAGAUGUCAGUUAAGCCUUUCUGCUCUCUCUCAGUCAUUGAGACACUCGCUGCAACGGCUUCCUGCCCGGUAGUAUUAUGAAAACUGCAGUUUUCGUGCUGAGAAUUAAAGGCACGCCUAAGAGCUCUUUAACACUGUUCUAAAAGCGAGUGAUCCAGAUCCCACAGGUAGAGGCUGACGCAAGUUCAUAAGAGUGUGUUUUCACACAAUUGAACUUUUUAUUGCUUUGAUUUAAAUCAGCAGUGCAUAUAACCACUUCUAUCAGGCUGCAGACACAGAGAAAGUGUUCAGGGACAAAAACCAAGCAA